This is a messenger RNA of Marmota monax (woodchuck), 4387 nucleotides long. RefSeq names its product kelch like family member 9 (gene Klhl9). Gene Ontology annotation, biological process: regulation of cytokinesis; protein ubiquitination. Gene Ontology annotation, cellular component: Cul3-RING ubiquitin ligase complex. Lineage: Eukaryota; Metazoa; Chordata; Mammalia; Rodentia; Sciuridae. Gene Ontology annotation, molecular function: ubiquitin-protein transferase activity; cullin family protein binding. Bases 590 to 2443 code for a protein of 617 amino acids. The transcript has a single exon. The record is from RefSeq and is a predicted model, not a curated record.
CUGGUAGCCGCGCAGGCGCAGUAGCAGUGCAGCCGCUCCUAGCCCGGGGGAUCCUGGGACUAGGCCUUUCCGGAAGGACCGGCUUGGUGUACGGGAUUAGGCCCGUGUUCCAGACCCAGGUCCAGGCCCUUGUUCCAGGUCCUUGCUUGAAGAUACGCUGGUGGCCGCGGUGACGCUCCAGUGACAACGGAAGGCGCAGCGGGCCGCUCGCUGAGGUGCCCGGCCUCGCCACCGACGAGCCUCGGAGACGCAGUACGUGGCAGCGCCUCCCCCUUGGUUCGGAGCGCAACUGUUGAAGGCGCGGCGGCUCAGGCCGGACGAGGUGAACCGGGUCAUUUAACUGGCUUCAGGUGAUGAAUCAUCAACCUAACAAUCAGAUUUGAGGCCCACAGCUCAUUGUGGUCCUGCUUCAGGACAGUUUUCUGUGGAUGAGUGACUGGUGUGUCCGGAGAGGUGCCGCAGUGACUGCUUGCCCUUGAUAAGGAAAGCGAGCUUGCCUGCUCUUUUGGACAUACUUGUUUCCUGUAAAACGGUCAGGUUCUAACUUCUUUGUCUGGCAUACAUCUCCGUGCACGAGAAAGGCUUUCACAUGAAAGUGUCUCUUGGUAACGGAGAAAUGGGCGUCUCUGCCCACUUGCAGCCUUGCAAGGCUGGAACCACACGAUUUUUUACCAGCAAUACUCAUAGUUCGGUGGUAUUGCAAGGCUUUGAUCAGCUUAGAAUAGAAGGAUUGCUUUGUGAUGUGACUCUGGUACCUGGUGAUGGAGAUGAAAUCUUCCCUGUCCACAGAGCUAUGAUGGCGUCUGCUAGUGAUUAUUUCAAGGCAAUGUUCACUGGUGGGAUGAAAGAACAAGAUUUAAUGUGCAUUAAGCUUCAUGGAGUGAACAAGGUUGGUCUGAAAAAAAUUAUUGAUUUUAUUUAUACUGCAAAACUUUCUCUUAAUAUGGACAAUCUUCAGGACACACUUGAAGCUGCCAGCUUUUUACAAAUUUUACCUGUUUUGGACUUCUGUAAAGUCUUUCUCAUAUCAGGAGUUUCUUUAGAUAACUGUGUUGAAGUUGGACGAAUUGCUAACACCUACAAUCUUAUAGAAGUGGAUAAAUAUGUUAAUAAUUUCAUCCUGAAGAACUUUCCUGCUUUAUUGAAUACAGGAGAAUUUCUAAAACUCCCUUUUGAACGGCUUGCCUUUGUACUUUCCAGUAAUAGUCUUAAGCACUGUACUGAACUUGAACUCUUCAAGGCUGCCUGCCGCUGGCUGAGGUUGGAAGAUCCUCGAAUGGAUUAUGCUGCAAAAUUAAUGAAGAAUAUUCGAUUUCCACUAAUGUCACCACAGGACCUCAUCAACUAUGUGCAGACAGUAGAUUUCAUGAGAACAGACAAUACCUGCGUGAAUUUGCUUUUGGAAGCCAGCAAUUACCAAAUGAUGCCAUAUAUGCAGCCAGUGAUGCAGUCAGACAGAACUGCCAUUCGGUCUGACUCCACCCACUUGGUUACAUUAGGAGGAGUUUUGAGGCAGCAGCUGGUUGUCAGUAAAGAAUUACGAAUGUAUGAUGAAAGGGCACAGGAGUGGAGAUCUUUAGCUCCCAUGGAUGCUCCUCGUUACCAGCAUGGCAUUGCUGUCAUUGGAAACUUCCUUUAUGUAGUUGGUGGUCAGAGUAAUUAUGAUACGAAAGGAAAAACUGCUGUUGAUACAGUUUUCAGAUUUGAUCCUCGGUAUAAUAAAUGGAUGCAGGUGGCAUCAUUAAAUGAAAAGCGUACAUUCUUCCACUUGAGUGCCCUCAAAGGACAUUUGUAUGCAGUUGGUGGGCGCAGUGCAGCUGGUGAGUUGGCCACAGUUGAAUGUUACAAUCCACGAAUGAAUGAAUGGAGCUAUGUUGCAAAAAUGAGUGAACCACACUAUGGCCAUGCUGGAACAGUGUAUGGAGGCUUAAUGUAUAUUUCAGGAGGAAUUACCCAUGACACCUUUCAAAAUGAGCUCAUGUGUUUCGACCCAGAUACAGAUAAAUGGACACAGAAGGCUCCAAUGACUACAGUCAGAGGUCUGCAUUGCAUGUGCACAGUUGGAGACAAGCUCUAUGUCAUUGGUGGCAACCAUUUCCGAGGAACAAGUGAUUACGAUGAUGUUCUAAGCUGUGAAUACUAUUCACCAACCCUUGACCAGUGGACACCAAUUGCUGCUAUGUUAAGAGGUCAAAGUGAUGUUGGAGUUGCUGUUUUUGAAAAUAAAAUCUAUGUUGUUGGUGGAUAUUCUUGGAAUAAUCGCUGUAUGGUAGAAAUUGUCCAGAAAUAUGACCCAGAAAAGGAUGAGUGGCAUAAAGUUUUUGAUCUUCCAGAGUCACUUGGUGGCAUUCGAGCUUGUACCCUCACAGUUUUUCCACCUGAAGAAAACCCUGGGUCACCUUCUAGAGAAUCGCCUCUUUCAGCACCAUCAGAUCAUUCUUAGGUCCAAGGUGUAAUACCUUUGCAGUGCAUCUUGGAUGAUGACAUACUUCCCUUUAAUUGUAUCUUAUAAUGAUUGGUACAGUUAUUUGGCAAAAAGGUAACUUACGUUAUUUGUCUUGUUUGGCUUAGUAUGUUUGUCAAAUGGUUAGCAAGUGCAUUCUGAAAAUGUAUUCAGCAUAUCCAGCUGUUUUAACACCCAAAAAAAAGAACAUAGAAAAAUGUUUAAAUUAGAUGUAUUUUUGUGGUGUUACAUUAGUUAAAUUGUAAGUCACUGUAGUAAAUGUAUAAUUAUGUCCAUUGUGCUUCAAAGUUGAAAGUUUUCAUCUGACUGAAAAACAUCAGAGGGAAGCCACUUACUCUAAUACACAAAAGAUUGUCAAGUGUUAUUAGCUUCCUCAUUGCAUGGUUUUUGGCAUAUCAGUCAACUGUUCAGGUUGGGUGGUUGUACUCCGAAUAUAGUUUCUUAGGCAGACAGAAGAAGUAGUAAAAAGAUUUACCAGAAGAAGUAGCACUAAGUCAGGAUUUGGAAUCUAUAGAAAAAGAAAAGGAGAUUAAAGGCAUACACACAACACAAACAUGCACACACACAUUCAUACAUAUGUGUAUAAAUACACACAUAGAAUUUUGUGUAUGUAGAAAAAAAUUAACACUUAAACUAUAGUAAAAUUGUUCUUAAUAUUUUUUUUUUUAUUUCACACAGUACCAGUUUUUAUUUAAAUGGGAAUUCGUUACCACAGAAUGUUGUAGUCACAUAUAGCAGUUAGAUAGCUAAGGGCUACAACGUAUUAAAUUGGCAACCAGAUUUGUCAUUAAACUUAACUGUUACUUCAGAUGAAGCUUACAUUUUCUGCUUGUAUAUUUUUUUCCUGUAGAGUUGCUUUUAUACUGAUUAUUUAGUAACGGUCAAUUGAACUCUGCUUUCUUCUAUCUUUUCAGUAAAAUUUAUGAUACAAAAAAAGCAAAGAUGGAAGGAUUCUGUGCAGCUAUAGGAUUUUAAAUUCAGUCUCCCAAUUUAGUCAUUCUGACAGGAUUAUUUUGUAAUUUGGGUUGAUUGUCCUGGUGCUGCUCUGGCCCAUAUGCAUAUUGAGCUAUGUGAUCUGCCUCAAGGCUGUGGUCUGAGCAAGCAGGAGAUAAACUCUCUUCUGCAUCAAAUCAGAAAAAUGUCCUUUCAGCCAUGUCUCAAGGACAGGACCAACUUCAGAUUCCCUAAGAAGCCAUCUACAGAAAAUGUAAUGUAAAAACACUAUUGCCUUGCAAGAGGCAGACCUAAACAAGAUCUUUAAUAUCAAGGAGUAUACCAACUAGUUGAGAUUACAUAGGGAAAUUUUAAUAGGACUUUACCAACAAGUGGAAUUAUAAGAGUCCUCUAAAAUCAGUGAUUCUGAAGUGCUUUCCUGGAAUAAUUGUCUACUUGAAGAAAAAAAUAAUUAUAUAGAUAGACCUAAAUAUCUGUAUCUAUAUAGUCCUAUAGCUGGGAGUUAUCAGGGUAUAAAUAAGAACAAUUUUCUCUUUAUUGACAAUUCCAUAAUAAAACUCAGGAAACAAAGCAAAAGGAAUUGGCUUCCAGGGAUCUGAACAUUACUUACUGCCCACAUGAGUUGAUCCAUUUUAAUGUUUUUUAUGAUUUCUGCAUUAGCAGAAAUUUUCAUAUUUUCUAUGUUUUUUUAAUGACUUAGUUUUUUUAUUACUAAAAUAGCACAUUUCAGUACAUUUAGAAAAUAGAAAAAGUAGAAAUUGCUGUAACUUUGUGUAUUGAAUAAGCAAGAAAUGGCAUCCCAAUCAUUUCUUUGAUUAUUAAUGAGAAUGAAUAUUUGUGUAUUUUGGGUAGCUAUGUUUCCUCUUUGGUCAAAUGUUCAUGUCAUUUUUGUGAUAUCUAUUGGAGUUGCUUUGUUUUUCAUACCAAGUUACAGGAUCUCUUUAUAUAAUAAAUAGAAUUUAACUGGCA